Molecule: messenger RNA, 1083 nt
Organism: Aspergillus melleus
Lineage: Eukaryota; Fungi; Ascomycota; Eurotiomycetes; Eurotiales; Aspergillaceae
Product: D-isomer specific 2-hydroxyacid dehydrogenase family protein
Exons: 4
Coding region: 1-1083 (360 amino acids)
Molecular function (GO): NAD binding
Source: RefSeq, a predicted model, not a curated record
AUGGGAGACGCACUCGUGCACAAAGAGCAUCUGCUCGUGGUCUUUUUCCAGCCCAUCUCCCCGCAAUUGCUGGGCAUCAUCCAGUCCAAAUUUCCGCAGGCCGAGGUCUCGACGUUGUCGUUGCCCAGGGGAAAAACGAUUCCUAGUGAACAUGCCCGUAAAGCUACAUUGCUUGUGACAUUCACAAAUCUCCCGAACCCAGAAGAUGCGCAAAAUCUUAAAAUCAUCCACUUCCUCUCCGCCGGCCUAGACCACUCCUUGCAUCAUCCAAUCCUCCGAGAAACCUCUAUCCCGGUCACCACCAGCUCUGGCGUCCACGGCCCCCCAAUCGCCGAAUGGACCGUCAUGAACUGGCUCGUCGCUUCGCGCAAAUACAAUUUUACCUACGAGAACCAGAAAAAGCAUAACUGGACGGGCGUCAAUGCGUACGUGCAGGAUAUCCAUGACAACGUUGGCAAGAAGGUCGGGAUUUUAGGAUAUGGGAGCAUUGGGCGACAGAUUGGACGAGUCGCCUCCGCCCUCGGCGCUAAGGUAUACGCCUACACAGCCUCUCCACGCUCCACGCCCUCCUCCCGAAUCGACAACGGCUUCAUCGUCCCCGGCACCGGCGACAAGGACGGCUCGAUCCCCGUGUCCUGGCACCACGGGACCGACAAGGCCUCUCUACACGAAUUCCUCUCCCUCGGCCUCGACCACCUUGUCAUCUCGCUCCCCCUUACCCCGGAAACAACGAACUUCCUCGGCGCCGAGGAAUUCGCGCUGCUCAGUGCGCGCGCAACACCCGGACACCCGAAACCAUACCUGACGAAUAUCUCGCGCGGCAAGGUCAUCGAUCAGGAUGCUUUGAUUCAGGCGCUGAAGGCGGGCGAGCUAGGCGGUGCCGCGCUGGACGUGACGGACCCCGAGCCCUUGCCGGAAGAUCAUCCGUUGUGGGACACGCCGAAUGUGCAAAUCAGUCCGCAUGUGAGCUCCCUUGGGGUGGAGUACUUUCCGAGGUCGUUUGAUGUGUUGAGGGAGAAUUUGGCAAGGUCGGAGAGGGGGGAGGGGUUGGUUAAUGAGUAUAAGAGGGGUAAAGGGUAUUGA